GAGAGAGAGGAGAGGAGGAGAGAGAGAGAGGGAAGGAGGGAGGAGAGAAGGAGGAGAGAGAGAGGGGAAGAAGUCAGAAAGUUAGCCAGACUCGGCAAAAUCCACAAACUGGCAAUGCAAUCAGAUCUAGCAUCCAGACUCCAAAGUUAACAUCGACUCCCGACGAGCUGAACACGAAUCCACUCACUUCCUUGUCUCCUCUCCGCUGUCUUCUAGGAGUGUCAGACGGACCUGGAUGGCCCUGGGUCAGUCCGGAUUGUAACCCUGGGUCUCUGAAGCCUCUGCCGUCUCCUGAUCUCUCAAAACCGAAGCACUUUUUUUCAAGAUGGCCGCCAACCGGGAUCAGCAGGUGCGUCACAUGACCGGCUUCCCGCGCUCCAUGUAUCCGUUCAGCUUUAACUCCAUGAGAAGCCACUCCCCCUUCGACCUCCUGGCCAGCGCUCACCUGUUUGGAAGAUUCGGAGCCGACCUGCCCAAAGAGAUGGCGGCGCUGUCGGUGGAGACUCAAAGCACCAGUUCAGAGGAGAUGGUCCCCAGCUCUCCGUCUCCUCCACCUCCUCCUCGGGUCUACAAACCCUGCUUUGUGUGCCAGGACAAGUCCUCGGGAUAUCACUACGGCGUCAGCUCCUGUGAGGGCUGCAAGGGCUUUUUCCGGCGUAGCAUCCAGAAGAACAUGGUGUACACGUGUCACCGAGACAAGAACUGUCAAAUCAACAAAGUCACACGGAACCGCUGCCAGUACUGCCGCCUGCAGAAGUGCUUUGAGGUCGGCAUGUCCAAAGAAGCGGUCCGAAACGACAGGAACAAGAAAAAGAAGGAGGUGAAGGAGGAGGUGGUGGUGCCAGAGAGCUAUGAGCUGAGCGGAGAACUGGAGGAGCUCGUCAACAAAGUCAGUAAAGCUCAUAAGGAAACAUUCCCCUCCCUGUGUCAGCUCGGAAAGUACACCACGAACUCCAGUGCAGACCAGCGUGUGCAGUUGGACCUGGGUCUGUGGGAUAAGUUCAGCGAGCUCUCCACUAAAUGCAUCAUAAAGAUCGUGGAGUUUGCCAAACGUUUGCCGGGCUUCACCACCCUGACCAUCGCUGACCAGAUCACCCUCCUGAAGUCCGCCUGCCUCGACAUCCUGAUGCUGAGGAUUUGCACACGGUACACUCCAGAGCAGGACACGAUGACAUUUUCAGACGGCCUCACGCUGAACCGCACACAGAUGCAUAACGCCGGCUUCGGACCGCUCACUGACCUCGUGUUCGCCUUCGCCGGACAACUGCUGCCGCUCGAGAUGGACGACACCGAGACCGGACUGCUCAGCGCCAUCUGCCUCAUCUGCGGAGACCGGCAGGACCUGGAGGAGCCUCAGAAGGUGGACAGACUCCAGGAGCCCCUACUGGAGGCUCUGAAGAUCUACACCCGCCGCAGACGCCCAAACAAACCGCACAUGUUCCCGCGCAUGUUAAUGAAGGUGACCGACCUGCGCGGCAUCAGCACCAAAGGCGCAGAGCGAGCCAUCACCCUCAAGACGGAGAUUCCUGGCCCCAUGCCUCCGCUGAUCCGGGAGAUGCUGGAGAAUCCUGAGGCCUUUGAGGACAGCUCAGAUUCGGGAGAGAGCAGCACCCCCACCCCCCCUGGCCCACCUCCAGCCAUCCAGGCCAUAAAACAGGAGGACAAGUCCACAUAUGAGUCCCCUGCAGAGGAAGAGGAGGAAGAGGAAGAGGAGGAGGACUUUUGGGAGGAGGAGAGAGACAGAGAGAGGGGGGAGAGCGAUGGAGAGACAAGCGGGAACAAACAGUGAGGAGAGUGGAGACAGCUGAGGUUAAAGGUCCUAUAUUACACAAAAUGGAUUCUUGUGAGUUUUUAGCCAUGUUAGAAUGUUGUUACCUCAUUAAAAAUAACCAUGGAGCACUUCCUGUAUUACCACUUCAUGACAUCACACGGUGGAGUAUUUUCAGUUUGAGAAAACAACUCAGCCUAAAUAUGCAGGGUUUGUGUGUUAAACAUGUGUGAAUGAAACAAAACACAACUCCAGGUCUGUUUGUGAUGAGGAAACAAUAUUAGAACAGAUCAGAAAAUACUGUAAUAUGGGCUCUUUAAAGUGUUAUGGUGCGGUCCUGGGUUGGCACCAUUUGGUUAAUUUGGUCUUAAAAACAUGAAAAAUAGUUUGCAGUGGUCCAAAGUUAUUCCUCACUUACCUUAUGCAUUCAGAACAUGCUAAUUAUUCCCCAUGAUGAGUUCAUUAAGCAUGUCUUGCAACUUUCAGUGACGAGAACAGAGUUUACCAUGAUGGUAAAGUAAAAAUGUGUGUGCUAGCAGUGCACUUCCUGAUCAUCAAACGCUAAAACACUUUAAAAGGAGAUGCAGACAGAACACAGCAGUCUUAUUUUGACCUCAAGAGUUGCUUAUGUAAUAUACCUGUACUGGGAAAAGGACAUUUUUGCUCAAAUAAAAGGAAAAGGUACAAGGCUCACAUAUCAAUCUAAACAUACCAACCCAACCCGAACCAUGAACACUAGUGUUAGCCAGGUGAACUUUGAACCUCAAAACCUCACUCUUAUGGCUCUUAGCAACAACAUCCUCUGUAAAUAAAGACUCUACAACAACGAGGUAACAAGGAAAAGCACUAAACCUCCGGAUUGGGGUCAACUCUACAAUGUGUGCCAAAAAUUUUCAAAAAUCUGCACCAAAAAUACUGCGGAUUUGAGACUGCCACAAAAAGGGCUAACUUUGCUUUUUGGAUAUGAUUUUUGGCAAUAAUAAACAUAAGGCCCAGGUCGCCGAGAUGUAUUCCUUUACAGAGAUAUGCUACUUAUUUUUUUAUCAUGUGUUUUUGGACAUGUAUUCGUUUUGUGUGUGUUUUUUCUUGCUUAUAUUCAAUGUCCUUUUAUUUUGAAAGACUGGAGAUUACGUUAUAUAGGAACGAGGGAUGCACCGAUCCAACUGUUUGGGUUCAUCCGAUUUUGAUGCAUCCGAUUUUGGUGCUGUAGCUUUAAGUGUAGUACCUGAUAUCGACUGAUACCAGAGCAGAGACUGAACACGGGAUUUUUUCCUUUAAAACGAAAAACAAAAAAAAACCCAAGACAAAACUGAUCAAAAGUGUUACUUGAGAAAUCAUUAAAACAGUUAUGUAACUACAGAACAACGUACAAUAUGAGACUCUACUAACCAGAACCAACCCUAAUUAGCUUCCGAGAUCAGUCGAGAUCAUAGACUGUAUAUAUAAAUGGACAUAGCUAACCUGCUAGCCGCCGCGCUCCAAUUUACUUUCUAUAAAAAAAAACUGUCCCUGCUCUCUGUAACUGCUGCUGUCAGACUCGUCAUUUUGAUCUUAAAAUGUUCGUAUUAACCUGCUCUACAUGAUCUGAUAUUUUUAUUUAGCUAUUUUGUCCAUAACUCAAGAUCCAUCCAUUCAUCCAUCCAUUUUCUUCCCCUUAUCCCACAUGCCUAGAACACUUCCCCAGGGAGCCGUCCAUGACGGGCAUCCUGAGCAGAUGCCCAAGCCACCUCAGCUGGCUCCUCUCGACAUGGAGGAGCAGCGUCUCUACUCCGAGCUCCUCACCCUAUCUCUAAGGGAGCGCCCAGCCACCCUGUAAGGAAAACCAUUUUGGUAUCCUUUCGGUCAUUACUCAAAGCUCAUGAUUUAUCGGUCAAUCUACGUUCCUACCCUCACUUCUGAUCCAGAGCUUUGCCUUUUGGCUCAGCUCCUUCUUUACCACAACAGACUGAUACAGUGAUACCUGUCAAUCUCACACUCCAUCCUUCCCUCACUCGUGAACAAGACUCAAGACAUGAACAUUAAUAACAGACAGAUCAGGCACUUUCUUUUCCCGAGGUCGCUCCUGCUAGCGUUAGCAACAGGUUUGAUUGACAGUGACAGUGAGAGUGUUGCUAAGCAUCUGCUCCCUACUAAACCAGCAAUGUGAGCGGGAGGAGGCGUUAACUUAAACAGCCUCGCUCCGGAUUGGCUCUUUGGUUGCGAUGAUACUUGCGGUCAGAAUUCCUAAUAUGGAACAACCAGUGCAGUGACUGAAAACAGUACUUAUUUCCUUUAAAUAAAAUUAAAAUAAAGCUGAUCCAGAUGUGUUAUGUAGGUGUUACUUAUCCCUCAAGUAACGACAGAACAGCUUUGUACAUUAUGAGACUUUCUGGGCUAACUAUGACCAGUAAAAAGGAUUAUUACAUUAAUAUAUAUGCCCAACCAGGAUAUCGGCCAAUUCGAUAUUUGAUACCAGUGUCAGAUCGGUGCAUCCCUAAUAAAUAAGGAACAUUAGCAAUGAUACUUAGGUCAAGCCAUGAGCGGGACUCGAACAACAGUUUUUAGAAAAAUGGUCUUCUUGGUUUUUCGUCAAAAAAAUGCAAAAAUUGUGAAUCUGCAGGGUAGAUUUGAAACGACGUUACUCAGGUGAUCAGCAAUGUUUUUACACAACCUGAAAAUGAAAUGGGACUUUGAAAUAAUGCAUAGAUAGUUACAUGGAAAAACACUUGGGUAGUAGUACUAAAAAUAUGCUAUGUGUUGGUAUAAUCUCAUUUCCAUAGUUGUCAUGGUUUUUAAAUACAUUUACUGGAACAUGUUUUAAUUUUAUACCUUUAUUUAACCAGGAAACUCUUUUGAGAUUUUGAGUUUGUUCUGUAGGAGAUAUCUGGCCACGAAGGAAGCAGCCAACUCAAUACAAGAACAUGCAACUGUUUUACUGAAAUAAGCUAAAUUAUCAAAAAAGUAAAAGUUUGUCAAGAAAAUACAUUAGUUUAGGGAUAUUUUACUUGACAGGAAUUCAAAACAAAACAGUGCAAAACAGAUGUGCCAAAUGUGUAAAGUAAAAAUAAACAAAUCUAUGCAAUAAGGAUUCUAACAUAACCUUCCUUUGAACAUUAAAGUGACACUAUGUAACUUUUCUGGUAGAGGGCACAUCAUCUGCUUGUCUCCAUGGCCUGGAAUGUUUCAGAAGGUGGCAUUAACCGCACGUAUCUUGCUUCAGUUACAGGUGUUUGUAUAAUUUGCCAAAAUAAUAUAUUGAAAAACAUAAUUUUUACUGUUCACUAGAUCAGACCUGUAAUUGAUGGCGUUGCUUCCUUGUCUCCAUGGAGAUAGAUGCGUUUAUGGCCAUACUGUGGAAUAUUCAAGGCAAAGUAAUGGGUGUAGUAUCAGAUUUUUGAUACUCUUGACAACUCUAACCCAUGGAAGGUAAGCAGGUCCACAAGAAAAGUUCCUCAGUGUACCUUUAAGCUGUAAAUUAUUAGAACAUGUCAAUUUAAUUCAAAUAUUUUAGAUCAAACUAGACUUCAGACGUUCAGAAGUGUAUUAUCGACUACACUGCAAAGGUGGAAUGACCAUGUACCAUCAUUUCCAUAGUUACCUUUAUACCGUUUGUGCUAAAGUUGUGUGUAGGUGGUGCAAUAUUAAGCCAUAAGAAGCCAAAGCGUCUUCAAAACAAAAGUACAAAAUGACCAAAGAUCGUAUUUUAACACAAGCUGAAAUGAACAGUACGUUUUAUAACCUGUUUUGACACUUUGAAACCCAGCCCAGAGCUUCAGGUUGAGGAGCUGUGUUACAAACGUGCAGAUAAACGUUGGAGACAUGUUUAUAAAGUGUUUGUUGUACUUGUGUUUGGACUUAUUGUGAUAUUGUCUUUUAUGUAUUUUGAUAAAUGUGUAUUUUGUUCUCA
Messenger RNA from Periophthalmus magnuspinnatus, 5654 nucleotides. RefSeq names its product retinoic acid receptor gamma-A-like. Lineage: Eukaryota; Metazoa; Chordata; Actinopteri; Gobiiformes; Gobiidae. Gene Ontology annotation, biological process: regulation of transcription by RNA polymerase II; retinoic acid receptor signaling pathway; cellular response to corticotropin-releasing hormone stimulus. The coding region runs from base 326 to 1789 and encodes 487 amino acids. The record is from RefSeq and is a predicted model, not a curated record. The transcript is spliced from 9 exons. Gene Ontology annotation, cellular component: nucleus; transcription regulator complex. Gene Ontology annotation, molecular function: zinc ion binding; nuclear glucocorticoid receptor binding; RNA polymerase II cis-regulatory region sequence-specific DNA binding.